Molecule: messenger RNA, 1620 nt
Organism: Cercopithifilaria johnstoni
Lineage: Eukaryota; Metazoa; Nematoda; Chromadorea; Rhabditida; Onchocercidae
Source: the annotation of a GenBank genome assembly
AUGUCGAUGAUAUUCCAUAUCCUUCACUCUGUUCCAUACAGGAAUAAACCCAUCGUCAAGGAUGUCAUUGCAAGUUUACACAGUUAUUUCACUUGCAAUUUAUUGAUUGCCUUUUCCGUUAUCAUCAGUUUUAAACAAUUCGGUGGCCGUCCGAUGGAGUGUAUGUUGCCAAUGGGUUUCAGUGGAGCGUGGGAGCAGUACGCAGAAAAUUUCUGUUGGGCGCAGGACACGUAUUUUGUUCCACCGAAGGUCUUUGUGGAGCAUAUUUCGGCAGAAGAACGCCGAGAACAUCGGAUUAGUUACUAUCAAUGGAUGCCUUUUUUUUUGCUAUUUCAAGCAGCAUGUUUUAAGGCACCUACAUUUAUAUGGAAAUAUUUUGCCGGACAGUCAGGGAUGAAAAUGGGUCAAAUUCUUCGAUUAGCUAAUGAUCCAGCAAAUUCAUCCUUGGAAGUUAAAAAGGGAAAUAUUGAAACAUUAUGUAUACAUCUGCAAGGUGCAUUGCGAUUCAAUGAACGGGUGAAAAAGAAGAAACUGGUGCCUCAUAAAAUUUGUCGAUUUUUAAAUUUAAAAUAUGCGAAUUAUUACGUUGCAACGAUAUACAUCUUAGCGAAGUUAGCAUUUCUGGCAAAUACUAUAUUCCAGAUCUCUUUGAUGACACGAUACCUAUUACCAGAGUUUAAGAAUAAUUAUGGCCUAGAAUCGUGGAGGAAUAUUAUCUGGCCUAAGAAUAUUUCUCCAUCAUGGCACCACAGUGGGAUUUUCCCCUUAGUAACUCUUUGCGAUUUUGAAGUCCGAGAAAUGGGAAACAUACAAACUCAUACGGUGCAAUGUGUUCUUGUUGUGAACUUAUUCACUGAGAAAAUUUUCAUUCUUCUGUGGACUUGGUUCAUGAUAUUAGCGGCACUUACAGUUUUGAGCGUUUUGAACUGGAUCUAUUUGUUAACGGGAAAUUGUUCAAAGGAGCAUUUUAUUCUGAAUCAUCUCGAAAUGAGCGGAACAUCAUUCGAUAAAAGCGACCCGCAAAAUAAGAAACACGUUGACCGUUUUUUGCAUAAAUAUUUGAGGACAGAUGGCAUUUUUGUUUUAAGAAUGGUUGCUGAUCAUGCGGAUGUUGUUUUUGCGACUGAAUUAAUCGCAUCACUCUGGCGAUCUCAUUAUGUUUUCGAGGAGAGAAGGGAAAAUAUAUUGAAAAUGGAUAAGAUAUGGCCACAGCACCAACAAAGAUUAGAAAUGGCACUGCUUGAAGAAGCUGAAGUUGCUCGAAAAAUCAGUUCGGAUGCCUUAAAUGCUCUCCAAAGAAAAAGAAGUAUUUUCUUUGAUUCACCGUAUUUCCUGAAACGUAGUUCGCUGACUACAACAACGAUGCCGAAAGUACGAUCACGUAGCAUCCUAGGGAAUUCAUGUGUGUUGUCUCGAAACAAUUCUAAAGAUAGCGUGAUACCAUUUUCUCCUUAUGUUGCAAACCAGUCUCGUGGCAACAUUUUCUCGACUGAUACUCAGGGUAAACUUCGACGACGACAUAGCUUGGAAAAGAUCGAUAUUAUUGGUAGAGUCAAGAAAUUUGCAGACAGCAGCGAUGAGGAAGAAAAGGAGAAAGAGAGAGAAAAGGGAAGGGUUUAG